AUGCAGCGUCGGGCGUGCGGUGUGGGUUGCCAGCCGCGGCUGCCCCAGCCGCCGCUGCGGCGCGCCGUCGCGGUUGUCGUUGCGGCCCAACUGUCCCGCCACCAUGCGGCUGCGGAUUUGCUGUCGACGCCGGCGGUGCCGACAGCCGAGGAGCGGCUGCACCUGCAGAUGCGCGCCCUCCCAUCAGCAGCCGUCGACACUUUGACUGUCGCGGCCAUGGUCGCGGCCGAGGAGGCCUCGGCGGCAAACUGGCAGCAGCAGCAGCAGCAGCAGCAGCAGCAGCAGCAGCAGCAGCAGCAGCAUUCGAAUGAGCAGCCGUGGAGGCCCACUCAACAGAACCUCCAGCACCAGCAGCAGCGCGCCCAGGGCCCCCUGCACGCCCUGCUGUCGAAGAUUCCAAAGUUGGACGGCCGCCUGCGCGGCCUCGUGCUCCUCAACAUUAUGACCGUUCUCAUGGGCAGCAACUGGGUCGUCGUCAAGGCAUCCGCAGACGCCGCCACCAUGACAGACGCCACGAUCUUCAUGUCCAUGCGCUUUCUGCUAGCGGCGAUGCUGUUUGUGCCGUUCUUGAAGCCGCAGGAGAAGCACAUCACCAAGGCCGGCCUUGAGAUCGGCGCUUGGUAUGCGGCCGGCUACGUCGCGCAGGCGCUUGCCCUCGGCCACACCGCGGCGGCGCGCGCGUCGCUGCUGUCGACGUUCACGGUGCUGGCGGUCCCCAUGAUCGCCGGCCUCAGCGGGCAGCGCGUGCGCCCCAUCAUAUGGGCCUGCUCCGCCGCGGCGCUCGUCGGCACUGGCAUGCUGGAGGAGGGGAGUAGCCUGGGCCCCCCGAACGUGGGGGACGCCUGGGCCGUCGCGAGCGCGAUCUGCUUUGCCGCGCAGAUGUUUUUGGCCGAGCGCGCCAUGCAGAAGCUGCCAAAGGGCAGCGAGCUGCCGCUGAUGGCCGUCUCGAUGCUCACCGUCGCCGCGCUCGCGUCCGGCGCCGCGGCUGCCGUCCACGCGGGCGACCUGCCGGCCGCGGCGGACGGCGUGCGGCAGCUGCUCUCGGACUGGCAGGCGGCGCUGCCGGCGGCGCUCGGCGGGGGCGCCGCCGUCCCGGCCGCGGAGGCAGAGGAGGCGGCGCGGACGGCGCAGCAGCUGUUCUACACGGCGGUGGUGUCGACAGACCUAGUGCUGUUCGUGGAACUCAUGGCUCUCCAGAACGUGUCGUCCACCGACGCCGCUAUGAUCUACUCCCUGGAGCCUGUGGCGGGCGCCCUCAUGGCGUACGCGUUCCUGGGGGAGCGCUGGGGCGCCUGGGGCUGGAUCGGCGGCGGCAUCAUCCUGGGGGCAUCGAUGCUCACCCAGGUGGCGGGGCCCUCUGAGAAGGAGGCUGCUGAGAAAGAGGCCGCUGAGGAGGCGGCCGCGCCGGCCGCCGGCGAGGUGGAGCCCGGGCAGCGCGUCCCUGCCGCGGCGGCGGCUCGCGACUGA
Messenger RNA from Monoraphidium neglectum, 1467 nucleotides. RefSeq lists its product as hypothetical. The coding region runs from base 1 to 1467 and encodes 488 amino acids. The record is from RefSeq and is a predicted model, not a curated record. Gene Ontology annotation, cellular component: membrane. The transcript has 5 exons. Lineage: Eukaryota; Viridiplantae; Chlorophyta; Chlorophyceae; Sphaeropleales; Selenastraceae.